Molecule: messenger RNA, 2907 nt
Organism: Drosophila teissieri
Lineage: Eukaryota; Metazoa; Arthropoda; Insecta; Diptera; Drosophilidae
Product: myb-like protein I
Exons: 5
Coding region: 1-2907 (968 amino acids)
Biological process (GO): regulation of transcription by RNA polymerase II
Cellular component (GO): nucleus
Molecular function (GO): protein binding
Source: RefSeq, a predicted model, not a curated record
AUGGCUGCCAACGAGAUUAUGACACCCACAGUCAAUGCGAAUUGUCAAUACUCGACCAGAUAUUGUUGGGAGGCGGAAAAAGUCAAAUCACUGAUCAGAUUGCGGGCGGAACUGUCGCCGUUGUUCACUGGCAAGCGAAAUGCCUCUAAAUAUGCCUGGGCCGUGGUGGAACGGGAGCUCAAUGUGCCGCUGCCGCUGUCGAAGAUCAUCAAGAAGUGGAACAAUCUGCUGCAGGAGUACAAGGCCAUCAAGAUGUCCGAGGAGCCAAAGCGGCGCGAGUGGCCCUUCUUCACCCUGAUGGACGUGUACUUCAGCGACCAGGUGAACGAUCCCUCACUGCGUCUCUUCUCGUCCACGAAGACGCUGAAGGAGACCCUCGACGACAGCGUCUUCGAGGAUGAUCCAAUCAUCGCCUCGGCCAUUGCGGCGGCCACCAGUGGCGCCUACAUGGACAUCGAUGAGCUCAUCCGGCGGCAGAAGGAGCGUGCCGCCCUGGCCGCCGAGCGGAAGUUGGCUGCCGCUGCCAGCGGAGGCGUUGGCGACUACAAAUUCGAGCUGAAGCCCAUGCUCUCGAACAGCAAGUUCAAUAGCAACAGCGAGAUGGCCAAGCUGUCCAAGAGCGUCGACGACCUCUCCAUGCAGCAGUACAAGAUCAAGCAAGAGCUAAUGCGCCAGCGGGAACAGGAGCAGCAGGAGAACAUGGUCAAGAUCAAGCAGCACGCACGCCAGCAGCAGCAGCAGCAACAGCAGCAUCACCAGCAGCAGCAGCAACACCACCAGGCCCAGCAGCAGCAGCGAUUCCUGGGCCACCAGCAGGCCCUGUCGCCGCAUCCACACCGUUUGUCGUCCUCCUCGACGCCGCCGGCCUUGCAGCAUGCGCUGCAGCAGCAGCAACAGCACAUGCUGCAGCAGCAUCAGCUGCAGCAACAGCUGCAACAGCAGCAGCACCAACAGCAGUUGCAGCAGCAGCAGCAACAGCACCACCAACUCGCUCAUCCCCACCAGCCGCACACACCGCGCCCCAGUACGCCACCCACCACGGCGCAGCAGAUCCACAUCACGGCCACCCAGCACCAGGCCGCCCAGCAGCAGCUCCACCAGCAGCAGCAGCCGUCGCACAAGCAGCAGCAGUCCUACGCCGAUCCCAACACCAUCGACCAGUACCUGUUGUCGUGGAACAACUUCCAUGGGAACAUGUGCCGCGGCUUCCACUCCCUGCAGAAGGACGAGAAGAUGGUGGACGUCACCAUCGCAGCCGGCGGCAAGAUUUUUAAGGCCCACAAACUGGUCCUGUCCGUUUGCAGUCCCUACUUCCAGCAGAUCUUCCUGGAGAACCCAUCGAGUCACCCCAUCCUGCUGAUGGCCGACGUGGAGGCCAGCCACAUGGCCGGUCUGCUGGACUUCAUGUACAGUGGCCAGGUGAACGUCAAGUACGAGGAUCUGCCCGUCUUCCUGAAGGUCGCCGAGGCCAUGAAAAUCAAGGGCCUGCACACAGAGAAGAACCUGGACAGCGAUGCCAGCGACAUAAGCUCGCCGCACGAGAGCGACGGCACCGAGUGCCGUUACGAGCGCGGAACGCACAGCGUGAACAUCACCAGCGGCCAUGCCGCCGGCUAUGGAGGAGUACCGCCCCCGCAGCAGUCCUCGCCGUCGCCCUCGCUCAAUGGACCCAACCGCUGCCCCACGCCCCUUUCCAGCGGUGGUUCCGGCAAUCCCAACUACGCCGGCUUCCGGGAGCACAUCAAGUCGAAGGCCACGCUGGCCGAGACCUUCAUGAAGAAUCUCAACAGGAACAACAACAACAACAGCAGCAGCAACAACUACAACCACCUGGGUGGCAGCAACGGCAGCCUCAACCUGACGGAGGCGGAGAGCAACUCCUUCGCCAUCCUGCAGGCGAACAGCAAGAAGAUGCUGGACUCGGCGCGCAAGCAGCACAAGUAUCUGGCCAAGCGCAAGAUCCUGAUGCACUACAACACGGAGCUGGGGGGCGAGAAGCGGCUGAAGGAGAUGGAGCGGGAUCGCUAUCCGAGUGCCGAGCAGCAUGACGACGCCUUGAACAACAACCACAGCCACGCCCAGGACAACGUUAUGGAGCCCAUCAUCACGACCAUUGUGCCACAGACGCCGCCGCCAUCCACGCACAACAACAACUUCAAGAUCCGCCUGGUGGAGAGCCAUCAUCUGACCAACAACAACAACAACAACCAGAAUCAGAACCAGAACCAGAGCAACAACCACAACACCAGCAGCAGCAGUCCGCAAUCGAGCAACUGCAACAACGACAACGACGAGGAGGCACUGAAUCUGGUCCAGAUACCCAAUGCCAACGGGGGCAGCAGGAACAGGGAGGCCACGCCCACAUGCGCGACUCCCACGCCCGACAUUCAGCUGAUCAAGCGGGAAGUGGAGACGGAACUGCCGCCGGCGGAGAACCUUAACAACAACAACGGACACGACGACGAGAUGGCUGGAGCAGGAUAUGAUCGCAAGUACGAUGACAACAACAACAACCGCGGAUUGGACAUGGAAACGGACUCGAACAACAACAACAGCAAGCCGGGAGGCGACAACAACAAUGGGAUAGCACUGGCGCUGGGCAAGCACAGGCUGCUGAGUGCGAUCCAUAGGAGCAUGGAGCAGGAGCACCCCGAUCAGGAUCAGCAGGACCAGGAGGCCGAUCACGGCGGGAACAACUGCAAUAGCGACGACAACAACAACAACAACAACAAUCACAGCCAGCACCUGGACCUGAGCACCAUCAAGAACAUAGCCACGGCGGAGAUCCUGUGCGGACUCAAGAGCAAGGUGCUCAAGCUGGAGGAGGAGCAGCGCGAGCGGGAGCGCGAAAGGGAGCGGGAACGGGAAGCCUGUCGCAGCCUCAGCGAGAUCAAGAAUGCGGAGUGA